Molecule: messenger RNA, 1638 nt
Organism: Nematostella vectensis (starlet sea anemone)
Lineage: Eukaryota; Metazoa; Cnidaria; Anthozoa; Actiniaria; Edwardsiidae
Exons: 2
Coding region: 125-1009 (294 amino acids)
Source: RefSeq, a predicted model, not a curated record
CUAAUAGGGAGGGGUGGUCACGCCGAGUCUCGACUCAAAAGCUUCGGCCAUUGCAGUCGCUGUGCAAGUUUACGAUCGUAAAACUCCGAAUAAUCCAGUACACCACCCUCCCCAACAAACAGCGAUGAGUGAGACAGAGACUGCAGUGGAGAAUGCUGAAGACAGCGUCGCCAAAGAGCCCGAAGUAGCUGAGGAGCCGGCGAAAGAACAAGAACCACCGAGCGAUUUGCCAGACACUGCACUCGAACAACCAGCCGAGGCCAGUACUGACAAAAACGGUGAGACAGAGGUAGUAGUAGAGCCACCAAAGAAGAGACAGAAGAAAACUAAGACCCCCCAAAAAGCCCUGAUAGAGCCAAUUCCUAACGAUCGCUACCCGUUUGCUAGAAGUCGAGGAAUCAGGAUCUUUAGCGAUCGCGAGAUUGAAUCCCAGGACGCGGAGAUGACAAGGGAAUACUGGACUUUCUGGAACAUGACGGCAGAGGAGUUAUGCAGUGAUCGGGCUUACAAUGACUGGGGGAAGAGAGACCUCAAGCUUUAUAUUGACGCUGCGUGGAUCAUCCACAAAACCUACAUGCAAGAGGUACUCGAGAGACAGCUAGCCGAAGGUUUGACAGAACUAAACGAGAAACAUGGCUACGCAGAACUUCCUCAACGACUCAAGACUCAAGACCAGAACGUGACCACAUGUCUUUCAAAGCUACAAGAUGCAACUGCCAACUUGAACCAACUCAAUUUAGAGUUGACCAAAGUGCGUGGCAAGCACCUCAAUCUGAAGCAGCGUGUGACAGGAGAGGGUUAUACACGGGAAGCUAAGGAGGAGGAGGUUCGGCAAAGCAAUAGGCAGGUAGGCGAACUAGAGAAGAAUCUGUAUGAAGGCAUGUCUGAGGUUAAACGUCAUCAGGACUCUAUGAAAAAAGCGCUGAACAGAAUGAAGAACUUAAUUUUUAAAGCAAGAUCAGACCGACCUGUACAGGAUGCUUCAACAUCCACUGCAGCUUGCAUUUGAGGUGUAUAGCUCUAUGAAGUGAACCUUGACAUUGAUCCUUGUUCUUGAUCUGUGCCAGCCAUUUAUUCCUCAGGAUGAAAGGAGAAUUCAUUAGAACUUCGAGCAUGGCAUUGCCAAGCCCACAACCAAAAAUCAUGUGCCAGAAAAAUUUAAAUUAUUUAACAAAGUUUUAGUUAGGAAAUUGGUUAGGGUAUAACUUGAAAUAUAGUUAAAUUAAUUCUUUUACAUGUACUAUUCAUAUAAUUGAAUUGAAUUGAAAACAUUACCUUUUGGAGAAUUCAAAAUCAGUUUUAGAAGCGUCCACACCCUUUUCUGGUACAAGAUUGUUGACACCAUUUGUGGAAACUGCUUGAUGUUCUUCUGGAUGUUGUCUUUAGGAAGACAAAAGGGACAUGUCCCUGGCUGGUUACAAGAAUCCAAGGUCCUAUUUUAGAGUUAUACACAGCUGGUGUUUUAAAAAUAGACUUAUUUUCUUUGAGAAUAAGAUUCACUUGAUCCAGUCAUAGCUUCACUAUUUCUUGUAAAAUCUGUUAUGUUGUUGUUAUUAUUAUUAUUUUAUCAUUGAUAAUAUUGAAUGCAUGAAAACCAGGCCUCCAUUGUGUAAGAUGUAAUAAAGCACUUUAUGUCUC